UGUGUGUUGUUGUUGAAGCAAUGAUGGCGGCAGCGGGAUGCGGAUCAGCAACCGCGGCUGCCGUAGGAGGCCAAGGUGGAACCGCUACGGCCAGAGGUCGUUUCCCCGGUCGGCCUUGGUCGUCACGCAGUCGUUUGCGCUCCGAGAAGCGAUGGCAACUCGGACGAUCAGGCUUAGAAGCUGAUGAUGUGACUAACGGAGGGCCAAGGCCCGCAAACCUGGUUCUAUCGUUAAACGAAGACCAGUCUCACUUGCGCUUACUUGGGAUAGAGGCGAGCCACCAGACCCUUGGCCAGGCUGGAUACAGCUCUAGUGGGAGUGAAGAGGUGAGGUCCCAAACCGAACCAGGAGGAGAUGACUUCAGAGGAUUUGAAGCUGAGAGAAAAAGCUUCAAAGGACCUGUAUGGUCACGACAAAACCCUUCCAAAGGUGAUGCUGUCAACACAAAAUCUAAACGACAAAGUGAGAAGCUACCGCUUAAAACGCCAGCAGCAGACGCAGAUAUUACCCCACCUGAUCCUGUAAAGGAUGUAAAAUCUUUGAAAGAAACGCAUGGCUUAACUCCUGAAGCAGAGCCUGCAAAGGAUCGCAGGAAAGGUUCAAAACGAAAAAACACUAUGGAUCGACAGUCCACUAAAAGCGGAGCCUCAUCAGCAGCACCAAGGAUUACUAUUAAGUUGGUGGCCAAAAAGAAAAUGAAAACCAUAAAGGAGCCUCAUAAAAAAUCUGCUAAGAAGCUGAAGGUAAAAGGAAUCGAGGAUCAGCCUAAAGCCAAGGACAUUCAGGGUGACCAGAUUUCCAGUGCUCAUGUCAAAUUAAAAACUGAACCUCAUGAGGAUAAACAUGGCACAGAAGAUAAGGGAGGGGGGACUGUACCUGGAAGAAGGCGUGGGAGAUCUGCUUCAAAGACAACAGAGCCAGUCUGCCAGACUGGCGCCAAAGUUGUGGUUGAAGACCAAAAAUCAAAAGAGAGAAAAUCAGCUGAUCAACUUGACACUGUAAAGGAGAGCGAGGCUGUGGAGCCAAAAAGGAAUGCAAUGAAACUAAAGCAUAAGGAAACUGUGUCAGACCAAGGUUCUGAAGUUAAUCAGCAAGUCAUUCGCAGAAGCAAUAGAGUCACCACCCCACUGAGUAAAAAAGUCUCAGGCAGUGCAGCUGAACCAGAAAGUCUGAGUAAAAGUGAUGCCCAUCUGGUGGAGUCAAAGCCGGAAGUUUCUCAAACAGUGGAGACCAGGCCAUCAGCGAGGAAGGACAGACGAAGGCAAAGCAAGAGGUUGAAUAAGGAUACUACAGUGCCAGAAAACCACGGCCCAUCACCCACAGAGACUGAUCAUUUAGCUGCGCAAUCCAAGGACAGUUUGCCUUUUAAAAAUGAGGAAAUGCGGGUCCCGAGUUUAAAGUUGAAGAAGAUCAGAAAUCCAAAAUAUGAUCCACAGGGCAGUGGGAAGAACUCAACUCGAAAGAAAAAACAGAGAAAAAAAUUUAUCUGGACUUUAACAUUAGUGAAGGGAGAAAGUCAGACACAUAGUUCUGAAAACACUGUCAAAGUAACAGAGAAGACUGUGAGUGAAGUGGAUCAGUCCACUUUUUUUGACACGAGUGUCAAGAAGAGUGUGAUGGUGAUGGAUAAAAAAUCAAAACCAGAUAAUUCAGCCCCACAGGAGAGUAAAAGCUUGGACAAUAAUGAGAAAAAUUCCCAAAACAAGGCUGAUGUGUCAGUUGAGGAAAAGUCCACUUUGCAGGUAGAAGUUGAAGUGGAACAUGAAAAUGAAACACCUCCUCAAGAAGUGACUAAAAUGGAUUGCGGGAAAAUUCCACCUCUUCAGAUCAAAAAGGUCUCCUCUCCUGGGAAACAUAAAAGCUCAAAACCAUCCUUUUUAAUUCAGCAAGUUAGUCCUGUGUCUGAAAAGAAAGAGGAUGUCCUGAAAGAUCUAAGUGAAAUUAGUGAGGAUAAAUCAUCAUGUCUGAAUACUGAAGUCACACCAACCAGGAGACUAAGGAGGAGGACAUUAAGCUUUGAUUCACCACAAACAAAGUCUGUCAGUCAGAAGCCAGUGCCCACUCAGAAACGGAGGCUUAGAACGAGUUCACAGGAUGAAGAUACACAGCAGGUGCAUGUCGAAGAUUCCUUUCAGGCAUCAACUGGAGAUUCCAGCUCACAUGGUCUUCCUAAAAACUCCAUUCAGGAUUUGGCUGAGGAACCCUCACUGAUGACCAGUGUAAACUCCACUGAAGUUCCUCAUGAGGAUUCCUCAAAGAUUGCUGAGGAUUCCUCAAAGAUCACCGAGGAUUCCUCAAAGAUUGCUGAGGAUUCCUUAAGGGUCGCCAAGGAUUCCUCAAAUUACGCCAAGGAUUCCUCAGAGAUUGCUGAGGAUUCUUCAAAGAUCGCAGAGGAUUCUUCAAAGAUUGCAGAGGAUUCCUCAAAGAUCGCUGAUGAUUCCUCAAAGAUCGCUGAGGAUUCCGUAAAGAUUGCAGAGGAUUCCUUAAAGAUUGCUGAUGAUCCCUCACCAGUGCCAGUUGAAGUUUCUCCACCAAAUGUGGACAGUGAGGUAGAACCACAGAUCAAAGAGGCCAAACCAUUAUCUGUGCCUUCUAAACCUAAAAGAUGUAGAAAUAAUAAACUAGGGAAAAAGAGGUCUGUUCAAAGGAAGAAGCCUGUUGUUGUUCCUGAAACUGCUGUCAGUGCAGAGUUGGCUACAGUUGAAGCUACUAUCGCAGAUGUACUAAAGGAAGAUGCUCAGCCUUUAGUAACAAAAGUCAGUCAGCCAGAAACAAAAGAUUGCACCCAGCCUGAGGCAAAACAGGACAAUGUGUCAGUGGAAGAAGAGCGGAUACAGCUACUGGUAAAAGAGGAAACCGACAUUCAGUUGAUAGAUAGUCAGCCAGCUUUGGUGGAAGAAAGUCAAGUAAGCGAUCCAAAAACACUGUGCCUACAAAAGAAAUCUCUGAAAAAAGUAAAAAAGAGGCGUAAAAGUUUGAUUGGGCAGCGUCAGAAACACAGACACAGGGGCAGGGAUGGGAAGUUUGCUCCACUUAAAAUAUCUGAAAGUCAGAAAAUUGUUGAGGGGGACAGUGAUAUUUCCACUUCAUUGGCAGCUAUUACACCGACCCCAAGCCCCAAACUUAUUGGAGUACAAAAAAAGUGCAAAAAAAGACUCACAGGACUUCAUUUUCUUGGGUCGAAAAGGCCAAAACCACAGUCUAAAAUCAUUACUAAACUGAUGGAAAUGGGGCUUGACAAUGAAGGUUUGAAGCAGGAGGAAACAGACACAUUAGUUGAUGGAGGACGAGCAGAUGUUGUAGAUGCCCAGCCUGGUAAAUCAAAGUUUGUGAAAAACAUCAAGCACUUCAUUAUGCCUGUUGUAAGUGCCAGAUCCUCACGAGUGAUCAAGACCCCGCAAAGGUUCAUGGAUGAUGCUGGAAUGUCGGUAUUGCCUCGAAGAAACUCACCAAAGAAGGGUUUACAAUUGGGCUUGCAGAUGCGCCCCGUAAAGAGGCGAGAUGACGGGAUGGGCAGAGCAAUAUCCCCUAUCCUGCCGGUUGACGAGGAGGACAUUUUGAGUGAAGCUCAACUGGAUGUCGAUCUGUUUUCAGCUCAGGACCUUGAUGACGACAUUGACAUAGCUGACAGCCUAUUUUCAGAGAAAAAAAGUGGCAAAAUUGAAAAGAAGAAGUCUCUAAAGAACUCUGCUUUCAAGUGGCAGUUGCCAGAAGAGUCGCUAGAGGACGUGUAUACACUGGACAAAACCUCAGAGGACAAAUAUGAGGAUCUGUUUCUAUCUACACCAGUUGAUAAGCCCACAGAUCUAUCUACUGACCUCCUGGAUGCCCAGAAAAAGAAAAAUUCCCCUAAGUUCAAUAAACAAGCGGCUCACCUCAAGAUUUAUCAAAGGCUAAAGAAGGCACACACGGGUCUUCCAAAAAGCAAGACCACAACAGAGACGGAUAGUGUGAGCAAACCUCUUCAGCCUCCAGUUGAUUUAGCAGAAGGACUUGAUGAUGAGGCCAUGAGCAUCAGCCUUAGGCAGCGGAAUACAAAUGCAGAAAAGGGCAAAUCCAAGCUUAAGAUAGAAGACCUUGAUUCUCCUGGAGUGGUGAGAAAAGUUUCUGUGUGUGUUAGAACUAUGAACUCCAAGUCUAGUGCAUUUCAGCACGGAAAAGAGGAGGGUUUAGCAGGGAAAGACACUGCCCAGCAUCACUCAGGAGAGCUGCAGUCAGAAAAGAACUCAGGCGCAGGUGAAGGCGGUUUUCCUGGAUCUGUGGAGAAGGGAGCUUCACAAAGAGCGCGCCUCACCGGUGCAAAUAAAAGAAUGUUUAAUCUCCUCAGGAAAGCCAAGGUCCAACUCAUCAAGAUUGACCAGCAGAAACAGCUUAAAUCAUCUGGGUUGUUAUCUGGCCCGACUGGCGCCAGGUCUCGAGACGUGACCUCUAAGAGGCAAAGGAGGAAACAAAAGGUUAAGCUUGAUGCUGAUGUUCCAGUCAAGAUAGAACCACCUCAAGGACAACCGCAGCUCAUCUCCCCGCUGUGUCAGGAGUUCCGUAGAGCAGGAGGUCCACGCAUCAAGCAUGUGUGUCGUGCUGCAUCCGUGGUGCUGGGGCAGCCUCGAGCCUUGGUACCAGAUGACAUUCCCAGACUGAGUGCUUUGCCUCUGCAUGAAAGAACUGGCAUUUCCCCUUCAGCCAUCCCUAAAGAUAUUGGGUCUCCCUCUGAAUCAGACAGUCCCGGGCUGUCAGAUCCUAAGGUCACCAAGGUCAAGAAGCCGUCGAACUUUGUGAAACGGAAAGGACUCGGGCCAUUUGGAUAUCGCUCACGGAGGUGUGGAGUAUGCAAAGGCUGCAACCACGAGGAUGAUUGUGGCAAGUGCAUGAACUGCCUCGACAAACCCAAGUUUGGUGGUCCCAAUACCAAACGGCAGUGUUGCGUGUAUAAGAGAUGUGAUCAAAUUGAGGAGAGAAAAGCACGCAGACUAAGUGGGAGGACAGCACCCAAAGGUGCCUCCAAGCGACGGCGAUCCUCUCUCAGCGGGGGUCAUUCAAGUAAUGAUGAAGGGAACGAGGGUGCUGUGGACUCACCAUCUGGUCUUCAGGGCGACGGUCACAGUCCAUCGGUAAGGAAGCAGCCAAAGCGUGUUGUGAAGCCUCGCGUCUACUUUGACCUGGUGGACUACGACUCCGAUCUCGAUGACAAAGCUUUUUCAAGCUCUGCCUCGCCAGCCAGGAGAAGGGGCACUGGAUCCCGUUUUAGUCAAGACUUUGUGUCGUUGGAUGGAUUCCUUGGAGACAUUUCAGAUGAAGAAGUCAGGCAUCGAAAGUCCAGUUCACACCGUGUACCGCCUGUUCGACGUAAACCUGAGAAGGGUCUGUCAUCUCAGGGUCCUUUGGAGCAGACUCCUCCCAGUGUCCUGGCUGCCCUGGCCCAUGGAUAUGAGCAGAGAGAGGCUGAGUCUUCGAAACCUACUCAUAAAAUCAGGGUUGACUUCAAGGAGGACUGUACUCUGGAAAACGUCUGGAAUAUGGGUGGUUUGAGUAUAUUGACCUCUGCACCGCUUAUGCCACCCUAUGUCUGCUUCCUUUGUGCCAGUAAAGGGCAACAUGAGAUGCUGUAUUGCCAAGUAUGCUGUGAGCCCUUCCACCAGUUUUGCCUUGAACCAGCUGAUCGCCCCUCCGAGGAGAACAAAGAAAACUGGUGCUGCCGUCGCUGCAAGUUUUGUCACGUGUGUGGCAGGAAAAAUAAGCACUCAAAGCCAUUGUUGGAGUGUGAACGUUGCCAGAACUGUUAUCAUCCUUCGUGUCUGGGGCCUAACUAUCCAAAGCAAAACAAGAAGAGGAAAGCUUGGGUUUGUAUGACAUGUAUCAGGUGUAAAAGCUGUGGCGUCACACCAGGGAAGAGUUGGGACACUGACUGGAACCAUGAAAAAGGACUUUGUCCAGACUGUUCAAAACUCUAUGAACUGGGUAACUACUGUCCGAUCUGCUUCAAGUGCUAUGAGGACAAUGACUAUGACAGUCAGAUGAUGCAGUGUGGCACAUGUAACCACUGGGUACAUGCCAAGUGUGAGGAUCUAACAGAUGAGCUAUAUGAGAUCCUGUCCAGUUUGCCAGAGAGUGUGGUGUACUCAUGUCGGCCAUGCAGUGUGACCCAGCCCAGUGCCUGGAGAGAGCUGCUCUACAUUGAGCUCAGAGCCGGGGUGGAGAAGGUGCUGGCUUGCUUGCUAUCCUCCACCCUUACCCAGCACCUUGUUGCCUGCUCACAGUGUGAAAAGUUGGUUGAUCCUGACAGUGGAAUUGAAGGACAGCCAGCCUGUGACCUCCGAGCUGUAGGCAAGAAGUUUGACAAAGGCCUUUAUACCACGUUGAAAAUGUUCCAUGAAGAUGUGGUUCAGGUGGUGCGAAAGAGGCUUGAGCAAGAGGAGGAUCUUCCAGAGGAGCAGAGACCAACUGCCUUGGCACGCUCUUACUACUUAAAGCUCCUCGAGGAAGUGUUUAAUUGGUUCAACAGCCAAGACCCAAAGGUGUGGAACCCUUGUACCAAAGACUUGCCCAUGGGGAUGCUGUCCCAAGCUGUUCACCCUCCUACCACAGAGCAUGUUUACGCCCAGUGGCAGGAGAGGGAGAGGGUCUCAUCCAGGGCUCCCCUGGGGCUCCUGCAGGAGGACAACGGACAAAGCUUAGAUGUAAAGGAAGAAGAGGCAGUUUCUCCGUUGUCUGGGGAGCCAACAAGCCGAAACCACUUCAAAACCAGCAGGGCUGUCAGGCUCAAAUUCAAAGGGAAAAGGGGCCGCCUUUCAAAAGCUGAUUUAGACACUGGAUGGUCUAAGGAUGAUGAGAGACAGUGCUCUUUGUGCCAAAAGUAUGGUGACCUCAAACCUAAUGAAGCAGGCAGGUUGCUUUACUUGGGCCAGAAUGAAUGGGCACAUGUCAACUGCAGUCUGUGGUCAGCUGAGGUGUUUGAAGAGGACAAUGGCUCUCUGCUGCAUGUACACAGUGCUGUCACAAGGGGCCGACUGAUGCGAUGUGAACGCUGCAACCAGACGGGUGCCACGGUGGGCUGCUGUCUGACAUCGUGUCAAAGCAACUAUCACUUCAUGUGAGCUCGCUCCCGUCACUGUGUGUUCCAGGACGAUAAGAAGGUCUACUGCUACAAACACCGACAUCUCAUCAGUGGGAGGAUGAUUACUGGUCAAGAAUUUGAAGUAAACCGCAGGGUUUAUGUAGACUUUGAGGGCAUCAGUCCCCGCAGAAAGUUCUUGACCGGCCUGGAACCAGAAUUAAUCAACUUGAUGAUUGGUUCCUUACAGAUAGACCAACUGGGCAUGCUGACAGAACUUUCAGCUUGCAAAGGAAAACUGUUUCCUGUGGGGUUUCAGUGUACUCGUUGGUACUGGAGUACAGUCAAUCCCAUGCGCCGGUGCAAAUACACAUGCACUGUGCGAGAGGUUCGGCCCACUGUCCCUGAGAAGCCAGUCGAGGAGAUGCCUGACCAGGGAGACAAUCACACCAUUGCUCACAGUCCCUGUCCACUGCCUGAAUCUGAAGCCCAGGAGACUGACAUAACAGAACCCCAACCCCCAACAGAGGAAAACUUACUCCCAGGACCUAACCCCAAGUCAGAUCAUGGUGCAAGGCCAAAGAUUCCCAGGAGACCAGCUGGAGGAAUGUCCCGACCUCUGCCAUCCCCAGGAGCACUCCAGUUGAAACCCCACCACAUAUUAACCAUAAGUGAUCUGGAGGAUACUCGAAGGGUUCGUCGCCACAGCCCACACCUGCAGACAACGGGCCUCCGCAGUCACAUGCCUCCCCCUCCUCUGGGCCCUCUGCCUGGACCGAUCACCCUCCGAGCUGGAAAGUCUUCCCUCUCCACUUCUCCGCUGUUCCCACUCAGUGCUCCAGACAACCUGUUAAAUUCUCCAUCGUCCCGCUCAGGCGGAGGUAGAAGUGCUUCCGCAGCCCGAUGCCCUGGAAAUACAAUGACUCAAUGUACCUCAUCUUUCUUUCCUCAGUCUCCCUGGCAGGACAGUGCGGCAAGCUUUCCCUCUCCAAGUCUGUCUUUCUCUCCAUCCAUACAGCAUCUACCCAGAAAUCGAUUUUCAUUUGAUCUGAACCAGCCAGAGUCAGUGGAGGUGCCGCACAACUUCUUAGCUUCACCAGAACCUGAAGAUGUCUCUCCAGCAAAUGGUACAUCACCCCAGGGGGAUUUAGACCAACAGAAGGAUGAAGAGGAAUUCCCUUACAGUUCAUUCCACAAGGAUCCCAACAUGAGUCUGGGCCAAGAGAUGAGGACAGAACUGGAAAUUGAAGAGACACUCCUGAGUGAAGGUGUGGCAAUGAACUGUGGGGGACAAAUAGUGGUAGAAGGCGAUGAUCAGGAGGAAUUUUGGGGAAGAACCCAAGAGGUACACAAGCGAAAGACUCUCAUUGCUAACCUGCCACGGUCUGCAGCCUCAGCCAGGGAUGACUUAGGCAACACCUCUUCUGAUGAUGAUAUGGAGCACUAUUUUGAUUUCUCGCGGACAAUAGUCAGCUGUCCCGGAUCAAAAGAUUCCAGAUCUCCCUCCUCCCCCUCUUCCCGGCCUAUGACUCAGCUGGAUGGUGUAGAUGACGGUACAGAGAGUGAUGCAAGUAUAGCGACCAACGAUGAUGCUCAGAAAGCUGAGGGUUCUACUCAAGCUCAGAUACAAGCCAAAAGCCUAAAUAAUAAAAAUGUCCCUCAAUCGGACGCUGCAAACAGCACACAGGCUGUUCAGAGCUUGUUUCCCAAAGCAUCAUCCAGUCAAAAGCACAGUGAAUCUUCAUCAGACAGCAUCUCUGUUGCCAGCAAAAGUUCUACGGAUACUUCACCGCGAGGUACAUCUAAAUCCCAUGAUGCCAGCCAAUCAAACGAAGACAACAUGUUAUUUGUUUCUCCACAAAUUUCCGGGAACCCUCCAGUAAAAGAGCAAAGCUCUGACACUCCUUUAGUAAAUCAGGAGACCGUGCUUCCAACUCCAUUUCGUGAUGCUCUGCCUAACUUACUCACAAAGGUGCCUGAGACCUCCUUUUCAGAGGAGUUAUUCCAGGGUUCAAGUUUAGGUUUUGCCUCUGGAACACCUCUUCUUCUUGAGAGAUGUGACACAAAUCCACAUUUAACUGAGAUGGUUCCUUUGCUUGAAGGUACACUGCUUGAGACCCAACAGUCUGAAGCUCGUAAACCCCUGAACUCAGAGCCUGACAGCAGCUACUCCACGGUAUUGAACCACCGAACGGCAAAUACAAUGGAACCCUCAUUAGCCGAUUCUGCUGAUAACAGUCAGGGUGCCCUGCUGGAUCUUCUUCAGCCUUCCCCUGUAGUGUCCACGGAUGUUCAAAACCCUUCUCAAGGCCUCGUAGACUCUCUGCAGAUGUAUUCCUGUUUCAGUCAGCCCCCUAUAACAAGUAUUACACUUCAGCCAGUAACAUCCUCGCAAGAGGCAACAACCUUCCCAUCCAUGGGGCCUUUGUCUACCAAACUUACUACCCUCAGUACCGUUGGAGACAUGACUCAAACACUGCUAAACGUUGCCCCUCAGAACGAUCCAGUGCUAUCAGCUACAUCAGGCACUUGCCCCCCAGCAGGAACAUGUGCAACAGUGUCUCUCCCUAUCUUCUCCACACAAACACAGCCAUUGGGUUCCACAGCUGUCACCAUUGUUUCUUCUUCUGCAUCACUAUCGUCUCUGUCUGGGCUGUCGACACACUGUCCAACAGCUCCAACGCCAGGCCAAACCACCUCAGCCCCUGUGAUCUUAAAUGGUUAUAGCUCUUCAUCUGUGCAGAAGGAAGCUACAUCAGGUCACACUAUCUCCAUCAACUUUUCUACACCCAGGCCAGCUUUAGAACCGCAGCAGCCAGUGGUUCCCCAGGCUUUACCUGGACAUGCUAUUCUUACUGUGAAGGAGGUGGGAGGUCCAAAUGUGGACCCCACACCACAUGUCCUGCUGGUGAACCGCCUCGGGCAGAUCUUCGUCAAGAACCCAGAAAGCAACACUUUCCAGUUGCCCACUCCCACCUCUCCCUCCUACAACUGUGUCACUCAGAUAGCCAGCCUUUUACAGAGCAACGCACUGUCAGCCACACUAGCAGCAGCUGGUAAUAUGUCUGCUCCAACUGCCGGGGCCAACGUUGCAACAGCAGUUCCUCCGUUGGUUACACCCACAGUUCAGAAUCCAACCACAAUUACACAGCUGCUCACUCACAAUAGCAAAGGUGCAGUGGCGUCAGCUAAUGCGAAGAAGUCGAGAAAGAGUGCAAAAACACCAAAAGAUGAAACCAAUCCGGAGCUGAAAAAAGCAAAGAAGAAGAAGGAUUCCAGUGCAUCCAGAAAAUCCAAGUAAUCCAAGGCCUCAGGGCAGCCUGCUCCACCUACUGAGACUCCUCCCAUGACUCCUGCAGAGAGUGCUCAAGCAAUUAUCAAUCAAGCAAUGGCGAGUAACUACACCCCCAAGUGGAGUGGGCUUCGAACCCUAAGCCCUUCCUCACUGGUUUUACCACCUGACCUGUUAAUUGAACCGGAGCCUCCGGGGUUGGAGCCUUGCCCUCCAUCAGUAUCACCAGCACCAGCUCCCGCACCCCGGCCUCGCACCCACGUCCGCAUGAAGAGAGUGUCUUCGCUUUCAGACCGCAUUGUCACAAAGAAGUCUAAAGUUGACUUCCUAAAACCAGAGCCCCUCAGUGAGGAUGAGGAGCGACGCAGACCUGUCUUCCCGAGCAUCUCCAGCAGGGCUUCAGGAGUCCGCAUCAAGACCCCAACAGUGAAAGGAGUGCUGAACCUGGACCAGUUAAAGGAGGAGCGUAUGAGUGAUUCUGAUAGCUCAGGAUCAGAGCCGUGGGAUUAUAUGUCUCGUGGUGAGCAAGGCAAACAACAGGCAUGGGAACCAGUGGGACACAGCACCCUGACUGACUGGAAGAAAUACUCUGGCGCUGCUUCUACCUCAGAUGAUGAAUCACCACCAUCUGACCAGGAUGAGGAAUCUCCGAUCAACAGAGACCAGCCACACUUAAGAUUUGAGAUCACUAGCGAUGAUGGUUUCAGUGCAGAGGCAGACAGUAUUGAGGUGGCUUGGAAAGCAGUGAUAGACGGGGUGCAGGAGGCACGAGCUAUUGCCAGGUUGAGACCUCUGACCUUUCAGAGGAUCACUGGUCCCCGUAUGAUGGGUCUGGUCCAUGAUGCUGUGGUGUUCUUGCUGGAGCAACUUGAAGGAGCCCACCGCUGCCAACGUCAUGCCUUCCGUUUCUUCAAACAGUGCACGCAGGAUGACGACCUCCCUGUCAAUCCCAGUGGUUGUGCCCGCUCUGAGCUGUACCUUAGGAAGUCCACAUUUGACAUGUUUAACUUCCUGGCUUCUCAGCAUAGACAGCUUCCUGACAUUGGACCUUAUGACGAUGAGGAAGACGAGGUUCUUUUGAAGUCCACAAGGCGGGCCACUAGCUUGGAGUUGCCCAUGGCUAUGCGUUUCAGACAUCUGGAAAGGACAUCCAAGGAGGCUGUAGGCGUGUACAGGUCUGCUAUCCAUGGCCGCGGUCUGUUCUGCAAGAGGAACAUCGAAGCAGGGGAGAUGGUUAUUGAAUACGCCGGCAUCGUCAUCCGCUCAGUGCUCACUGACAAAAGGGAGAAGUACUACGACGGCAAGGGCAUCGGCUGUUACAUGUUCCGCAUUGAUGACUUUGAUGUGGUGGAUGCAACCAUGCAUGGCAACGCAGCCAGAUUCAUCAACCACUCCUGCGAACCGAACUGCUACUCUCGAGUGAUCAACGUGGAAGGCCGGAAGCACAUCGUCAUCUUUGCUCUUCGGAAGAUCUACAGGGGGGAGGAGCUCACCUAUGACUAUAAGUUUCCCAUUGAAGACGCCAGCAGCAAACUCAACUGUAACUGUGGGGCCCGGCGAUGUCGGCGUUUCCUCAACUGAGACAUCCCUCGAUUGAAAAGGGGAGGAUCCUGUUUACUUGUAAGCCUUAAAUUAAGGUGGAUUGGGCUCGGGGAGGCAGCAGGCUGUCUGCACAGAAGGGGAAUUAGCCACUAUGAGACCAGCUGAGAAUAUUCGGCUGGUCAGAAGUGAUUUAUGUGGACAUUUUUAUGGAUCGUAGAGGAAGAAGAGCCUUGAAUCUGCACAGAAAGUUCAUACCAGGCAAGUUUAAGUUUCCUAUCUUGUCUGUGAAAGAGUUUAGAUGUACAACUACCACAGCAACAUCGCCACAAAGUAAAUAUUGUUGAGGAAGUGGUUUUGGUUUCAGUGAAAACAGAGACUUUAAAACCAUAGGGGGGUUCCUGGAUCCGUAUGAAUGAAACCAACAGAAUUUCUUUGAAACACACGUCAAGCCUUAUCUGUUUGAAUCAUUGCUGAAAACCUAUAGCUAGGCUCUGAGAGAUUCCUUAUAUGUUUUAUUCGUUUCUGGGGGGGGGGGUACAUCUGUCUAUAGUACACAUGUAAUCAUGAUCGCUCCAUCCUCCAGUGAUGGGAACAUUAUCGCCCAUCCGUGCAGUGGUGAAGUCAGUUCUUGAGCCAUACAUUCACCCAAACCUUUGUGUGUUUUAUCUUACAUUUUUCACUUCUCGCGUUGUCAAUAUUUUUUUUCUUUCUAGACUUAUUUUUUUCCAGGAAUAACAAAACAACCAUGGUGCUAAGCUUUGAAAGGUCUUUAACGUCUUUAGUUGGACAAAGAUGUCCUGCAAAUCAGGAAUGUGUUUAGCUGUUUAUUCACCCUGCUGAGACCAUUAAUCUUAAAUUUAUGCACUCAAGCAGUACUCUUAUCUUCAUUGGAAUGUAAAGUGUCUGCUACGUUUCACACUUUUAGACCAUUGGUGUGGUAUUUGUCACCUAUUUUCUUCCUGUGUUGACUUAAAAAUAGCAACGUUACCAGUUUGAGUCAGUAACAUAGUGUCAUAUUUAUAAAGACAGAAAUGUGUCUUUGA
This is a messenger RNA of Epinephelus lanceolatus (giant grouper), 12925 nucleotides long. RefSeq names its product lysine (K)-specific methyltransferase 2Bb (gene kmt2bb). Gene Ontology annotation, cellular component: histone methyltransferase complex; nucleus. NCBI's taxonomy places the organism in Eukaryota, Metazoa, Chordata, Actinopteri, Perciformes, Serranidae. Gene Ontology annotation, molecular function: protein binding; histone H3K4 methyltransferase activity; zinc ion binding. The record is from RefSeq and is a predicted model, not a curated record. Gene Ontology annotation, biological process: positive regulation of DNA-templated transcription.